AUGUAUUUUUAUCCAGUUUUUGGUGUUUUCAGCUAUAUGGCACUCACGUAUGCCAAUGCUAACAAUACAGAAUUCACACGAAUUGUAAAUGGAAUUUUGGACGACCUCUAUGUUCAUUCACAGCAAACCGUUUUGUUGAACAGCUUGGCAUCAUGCUCAGCUCAUUGUUCUCAAAGCGUCACUUGUAAGUCAUAUACUUGGAAGAAUGCCACAUCCAGCUGCAUUUUGCUAUCAAUGGACAUCGCAAGAAACUUAGUUGACCCUUCUUUUCCCAAAGACAUUGCAGUAUACACUAAAUAUUAUCGCAGCUGCUCUGAGUUUGAAUACGACAAAAUCAGUGGAAUUAGUGGAUAUUGUUUCAAAUAUUACGCGGUACAAAACCUAUACUCUGAAGCACAAAACACAUGUCAGAACGAUGGAGGACAUCUUGUACGAAUAUCAACAUCGACCAAACAUGGAUACAUUAAAGCGUUCAUGAAUCUGAAAUCAAUAUCGGGGAUGUACGUUGACGGUACUGAUCUUCCUGAUGGAACAUGGCGUCUUUCUGAUGGGAGAUCAAUGUUACUGAAUUGGCGGCCGGGUGAGCCAUCCGGUAACGAACACUGUGUCAUGAUGUAUGAUGACGGGACAAACAACGAUAUACCGUGUACUUCGACGAUGUAUUUUAUUUGUGAAAGACAACUCAAUAUAUAG
Messenger RNA from Magallana angulata, 693 nucleotides. RefSeq names its product collectin-11-like. The coding region runs from base 1 to 693 and encodes 230 amino acids. The record is from RefSeq and is a predicted model, not a curated record. Lineage: Eukaryota; Metazoa; Mollusca; Bivalvia; Ostreida; Ostreidae. The transcript is spliced from 4 exons.